This is a messenger RNA of Sycon ciliatum, 4320 nucleotides long. RefSeq lists its product as uncharacterized. NCBI's taxonomy places the organism in Eukaryota, Metazoa, Porifera, Calcarea, Leucosolenida, Sycettidae. Gene Ontology annotation, molecular function: zinc ion binding; protein binding. Bases 1899 to 3992 code for a protein of 697 amino acids. The transcript has a single exon. The record is from RefSeq and is a predicted model, not a curated record.
CGCCAACCACCAAGCAGGCCAACACAUAGUGACAUGAUGCAGUCCGAGCUCGGACAACGCGGCCGGGAGUACAGAUCGGCUGCAACGCCAACAAGGCAACAACAUCACUGAGUCAGUCCGCAGUCCCAUGGCCGGCCAUGUCACGGAGACAAGAGAUAGCCUCACUCGUACAGUAAUAAUAACACUAUGGACGGUGAACACCUGACAAGCAGCUAAUCUGAGACUAGCUAAAUGGCAUCGGAGUCUCUAGGAAAAUCCACACGUCCUUUUCCUGUAGAUCUAGACGAGAGGGAGGACUGAGCUGCUCUGUCCCGGACUGUUUACAGCUAGCUCCUUCCGACCGUGGAACGCAGUUCAGAGUACUCGUCUGUAGUUGGUAAGCCUCCCGAGUCUAGGCGCAAGUCCCAACCCCAAACUUUGACACACGAGAAGCUAGAGAUCAGCGAUAGUGGAGCAGCCGCCCAAGCAGCCGCCAGUCCUACUCUCCACAGCGCACAGCCGAACGUAAGGGAGCUCCCCAACGGUUGUUGUCUUCUAGAACUGAUCCUGUUCAGCAUCAGCCUGUUGAGUGUUAUCUAGAAGCAGUGUUGUUGCUGCGUUCGCGUGUGUUCUACGGUCUUGCACAUCGUCCGUCACUAUCGCAGUGUCAGCUCAUAGAGGCAGCGCAGCACAGUUUAUGCAAAGUCUCAACAAGCCUGCAACUAGUGCUAGUCGCUCUCUUGGCUCAGUUUACUCAGCAGAACGACUUUACGCCAACCCAUGGUUGCAGCAGUGACACUCAGCUGAUAUUACGCACGGCGCAAUCGGCGUUGAGUCAGUGUAUCAAUCAGCGCUCCGCGAGGACGCUUUGCCUUUCUCUCCCUCUCGGCGGCAUUACCUCCAGCUCAGGCCGACUUGCUUGGGGAAUUGUGUGAAUGACAUUAAUCUAGACAGGCCGCAGUGUUCGCCUGCUAGUAAAAAAAGGAUUUGCUUGGUUUGGGCAGUGUCACAUUCAUUGCAACCGUUUGAUAAUCAGCUAUCUAGCUAUUUCUAUUUGCAGCGCGCUUGACGCUUCCGCGAUUUCGUGGGCCAGUUGCAGUGCAUGCAGCGCUAGUGCCCCAUCCAGCACCCAGGUAGCUGACUAGGAAGAGCAGUUUGACUCAUCGUCUGGACGAGCAACAGCGCAGACAGUAGUGUGCAGUGAGGUCGUCGCACGAGCAGCAGCGCAGCCGGCUGGCCUUGCCUGUUCAAGCAGUACACGGAUCAAUCGCUAAAGGUGAAUAGCUACACGACCACUUGACAUUUUGGGUCAUUGUCGAGAGCACCUCUCGCUAGCAGCGCUUGCGAGCUUGGCGAGCUAGAAAAACGUGUGAAGUCAUUGGCGAGCUGAGGCCAUUCGCCGCCACACGGUGUACGCUGUUGUAGCCCCUCCACUUCAAGCUGAGCCCACCGUUCCGCUGGAGGCCGUAUCGUGGCGUGUGAGCUGGGCGAAACUUCUGCCCGGCCGUGCGGUCGUGCAAGCUCAGAGUUCAUUGUUCGCCAUCGGAGCUGGCUGUGUGCAUCGUUGAUCCUACCGUAACGAAAACCAGUCACCUCCUUGUAGCCCUUACAUCAACACUACUUCUCUACUUUUCCCUUAGAAACUGUUCCCGGAGAGUAUUGAAAUAGUUGCCUGUUAGUUCGCGCUCACAAACAGUUGCAACUCGUUGGGAGCACGUUGCGUCUCGCUCAUUCCGCGGGAAAGGAGACUUCUUGACACCCGAACUCGUGCAAUACGUCUUGUUCUUGUGUAAUUGCCGCUGCGGCUGACGGACAAGGACUGAAGCAGCGUGAUCACGGUUCUCAGCAGGAAUCUACACGGUCGAGUGUGCUGCAUACGUGCGUGCGGAGUGUAGAGUGCGAAGAAUUUCGUUUGAACAAUGGAUGACCUGUACCACCCCACGCUGGCCGGCAUAAACCUGGUCGUGAAGACGUUGGUGGGCACACAGUUCGUUGUGGAGGGCAUUCUGCCAUGCGACACUGUACGCACACUGAAGAUGACCAUACAGGACAGCCAUGGACUGCGGUACAGCACGCAGAACCUGCUGUACGGCCGCCAGCAGCUGGACGACGACGAUAAAGAGCUGCAAGAGUACGGUAUUCGCGACAGUGGUGCCGUGCUUACGCUCGUGGUGACGUUACGCGGCGGCCCGCUGAACGCACGCCGCGCCGCGUCAGCGUCAUCCAUCGAGCCGGACACGGAGAUAGUACUGGAACUGCUGGACGGUACGGACGUAGUCGGUGCGAUAACGCUGGACGAGGAGAUAUUCGACCUGAUUCCCGGCACGGACGGCAAGCCGUUCUUCGUGUACGUGCAGGACGACGUGGCCAUGGACAUGCAACGACUGGCGUACAUGGACAUUGACGACUUUUACGGCCACCUGGCGGCAGACUCGGCGGACUCACCGCUGUUCGGAGACGGUGAGGGUGACAACCCGUCGUGUUCCUCUCCCAUGUGCUCCAGUAGACCUCGCACCCGGUCUUACAGCGGCUUGAAACUACGACGUGACCAGGAGGAGCGAGAGGAGAUGGAGGUCAAAGUCGAGCGUCUCCGCGCCAACAUGUCGCACGUCAAGAAGCUGAAGCAGAUCCACAGCAACAUGGGUAGCAGUAUCAAGCAUUCCACGGCGACGGCGACGACAGCUGAGGCAGACGACAGCGGCCACGUGUACAUCCACAGUCCCACGCACUCUGACUCUCUGUCGCCGCUCGGUGUGCUGAGCGACACGCAGUCCCCGUUGACCGGACGCAAUUCGUGCGAAGACGCGCCGACACGCGCGCAAGGUCCCACGCCGUUGAGAGCAUCGUACGGUGCGGGCACCGGCAGUAGUUUGGAUCAUCACGUCGACCCCGCAUCCACCGCGGCGGCCGCCAAUCACUCCGCCGGCGCGCACUGUGUGACAGCUGCAGCCUGCACGACCGCACGUCGUCAUUCUCUCAUGUCACCGCUCUCCAUGCCCGCUGGUGGCCCGUCGCCGUCCAACCCUGCUGCUGCAUCAACGGCAGCGGCAGCAGCAACUGCACGUCGCACACAACAACACUCGGCAACGCACGAACGCCGUCCUCCGUGGGAAUCCAGCUCCGGUAGCGCUCAAGACUACUGGCGCGGCAGCACCAUCGACCACUACGUUGCCAGUAGCAACGCAGCCAACCCUGAACACAAGGCCAUGAGAGGUGUUGCCAGGACAACGGAGCAGAAGCCUGGCAACCGUGCUGCAGCGGCAGCAACGGCGGCAGCGUGUUCCAACCCAUCUCGUCACCUUAGUAACCUGCUUCAGUCCAAGAAGACAAGCAAGGCGACUGGCGGCGGAACGCUGACGGACAUUGCAGAGUGGGAGAGAGUUUCCCAUCAAGCUCCAGCCGCCGCGCGGGAAAGCAGAAUACCGUGCAGCAUGCGUCAGAACCCGCCGCCGCCGUCGUCUGCCUGCAAACGUGUACACCACAGUAAGCUGACACAGGAACACAGUGAGGCCAUGCCACCGCCACCGCCGCCGACACAGCUGCUGCCGUCGGAGUCGUCCUGGCAUCCGGCGCCCGUUCCGCCGUCAAUGCUCGCCCGUACUGCACCUCACAAACACCGCAGCACAGCCCUGCCCGGCGCUGCACGCGCAGUCAAGGACAAGACAGACACUCGGCUAGUCCAGGCCGAUCACACGCCACUAUCGCUACCACCGAUACACCCUAGUCUGGCCGGGCAAGUAACGGCAAGUUCGUCGUCCGUCACCAAACUUCCCAAGGUCGACAUCAUCCAGGCCAAGACGAAAGACGGCCGACCGCCUCGUCAGCGCUGUUCGCAGUGUGGUAAGAAACUGACGCUCGCCGGUACCUUCAGCUGCCGCUGUGGACAGCUCCUGUGCACAAAGCAUCGCAACCCGGAAUGUCACCCGUGCACGUUUGACUACAAGACACAAGGUCGCCGAGAACUGAAGCAGGCCAAUCCACGCGUUGCUGCGAUCAAGCUGCCCAAGAUCUAACGCUGUGGCGGCUGCAGCUGCAGGUGUUUCUUGGAUACGAGUGCUGCGUGAGAGUGCGAGUAUGAUUGCAUCUCAUGACUCCACACCAUGUGGUCUGAUCAUGCAGUGAUUAUAGUAGUGUUGCGUCAAACAUUACAGAACAGCAGUGACAUGCUGCUUGACCAACAGUACCUGUUGUUGUGCAUCACCCCCUCAUCCUCGUGUACAAUUGACCUACAUGGCUGUAGCUUGCCAAGAAGCGGUGCUGGAUUGUCUUGACUUUUUCCUGCAAUAUUCCUGCGGACGUACCCUGUUGUACAAAUGAUUCAUGUCGCAUGUCCUUCACUGA